Molecule: messenger RNA, 1095 nt
Organism: Drosophila rhopaloa
Lineage: Eukaryota; Metazoa; Arthropoda; Insecta; Diptera; Drosophilidae
Exons: 6
Coding region: 215-736 (173 amino acids)
Source: RefSeq, a predicted model, not a curated record
UUUAGGUCGCUGUUGCACUGGCUGUUUUUUCAAGCCCAAAAAAUUUAGAUAGCACGAUAGAAAACAACGUCAAAAAUAUCUAAUUGACAAAUAUUAGUCUACAACCAAAUUUCAAGUGGAUUAGAACACACUACUCCAUUUCGGAAAAUCUAUUACGAAAUUUUUUCAACUAAAUUCCAAAAAUUAUUUUAUUGGAUUGCCGAUUUUAUUAAGAAUGGCGCUUCGUCUUACAACUCUUGCUCUCCGAAGACGAGCUCCACUACUUCUAGUGCCAAAGUUGCAGCCACCAGCAUCAAGCCGCACUUUACUACUCAGGAAGAACCUCGUACCGUUCAUAGAUGAUGAUCCUUGUGUGUUCUCGAAGAAAGCCGUCAUGCACCAUUGGGGGGUCCUUCCCAUUUUGUUUAUCACGAUAAUAGGCGGGAUAAUUAAAGUUGGCGCAAUGAUUCGUUUGGCUUUUGUUAAGGACGAUGUCUGGUUUACCAAGGACUCAGCGUAUUACGAGUAUUGUGAGACGCGACAGGGACCGUGGUACAAGCAUAAGAGCCGAAAGUGGGGUGGCCGCGAUGAUUAUGAAUGGCCACCUGGACUAAUAAUGGCCAAGCAAGGCGAUGUCAAUGGUCCUUCAUAUUCGGAGGACGGUGACAAGAAAGGUGAAGACGGUCCGAGCGUUCAAGCAGUUGUAGGCCAUGCAGUUGUUACAGGGGCAGCUUUGGGCUUGGCAACAUUGCUUUAAAUUACAUAAGACGAAGAAGAUUGUUUAACAAAUUAUGGCGCGAGACGCUCUUACUUCCAUCAGGGCACUCAUUUUUAUAUUUAUUUGUAAUGUAUCUCCAACAGUCGAGAAUGAUGACAAAAAAAAGAAGUAAAAUUCGCCUGGAUUGGAGGUGGCGAAAUUAGCAUCGAGACUAUGUAUUUCAUAAAUCUGAAUAUAAGGUUACCAUCAUGUAGUCUGACCAUAAGCUUUCGAAUUCAUUAAGAGGGACUUCCAAUGCUGUUGAACGAGCUCUAAAACGAGGUUUGAUGGCAAUCUUGAAAUCGAUUUAAACUAAUUUUCACUAUUUCACAGAGAUAUAUUCAAGCAUUCCACUGAGA